UUAACUUGUCGUCGCGUGACCGGCAAUAGGCCUGACGUAUGAUCGGUAUCUCCAGGACAUCUUUACAGUGUCAGGCAAUGUAACACAUACGUAAUAUAGCAUACGUGGCUUUAAUUCUUCGGUAUUAAUACUGUUACUGGUACUGGAACUAGUACUAGUACAAGUACAAGUACUGAUAUCUUUGUGUACAUUUUCAAUGAUAGUGGUCUACCCGACAGGGUACUGGGUAACAUUGGCCCCUCCAUCAGUUAAAAUAAAAUAGUCCUUUAUAUGUAUAAAUAAACUAGAGCUAGAGCAAGUACUGGGGAUGUAUGACAUGCCCAUGAAAAUAUGACAGUAUCGACUUAACUUCCGUCCUGUGAACUCAAAAGUUUGGUGAUAAAAAUGACUAAAGUGUUUUCAAAAUGAGGGGCAUUGAAUUAAUGCUUAUUGGAAUUUAUGCACUGACUAGUAAUAAUACUAUUGAUUAUACACUUCCUGGACGUUAUGAUUGGGAAGUAAAUUUAGAAACUGAAUUAGCAAGAAGUUUUUUAUUAAGCGUUCAGACAGAACGAGAACAUAAUGCAAUACCUAAAGAAAUAAAAGUCACUAGUUGGGAUGAAUCGCUGUACUCUUCAAUAAGUGAAGAAAAUGGAGAAUACAAAGGCGGGGGUUACGCAUUCAAAGUAUUCGAUAUAAUAGCAGCUAAAUUAAAUUUUAAAUACAAAAUUGUCCUGCCUGAAAAACCGAUACUCGGUAACAAUGUCACAGGAGUGAUUGGAAUGUUGAAUCAAUCGAAAGCAGAUGUGGCAGUUGCAUUCAUACCAAUAAUACCAGAAUAUUUAAGAUUCGUUAAAUUCAGCCCAAUAUUAGAUUAUUUAGAAAUCGCUAUAGUAUUAGAGCGACCAUUACAAUCAGCUAUUGGUUCUGGAUUACUUGCUCCAUUCAGCAGAACCGUGUGGAUUUGUAUAUUUGUGUCGUUAGCUCUUGUGGGACCAAUUAUCUAUAUUGUUACUUCGUACCGCGCAUAUUUAUGGGGGCGUACUAAGAAAGAUAAAUACUCAUUUAUCGAUUGUGUUUGGUUUGCUUAUGGUGCAAUAUUAAAACAGGGAUCAGCACUCACUCCUGAAGCUGAUUCAAAUCGACUUAUGUUCGCUAGCUGGUGGAUAUUUAUCACAAUAAUUACGUCGUUUUAUACUGCUAACUUGACAGCAUUUUUGACAUUAUCCGAGUUUACGCUGGCAUUCACUUCCGUUAAAGAUGUUGUUAACCAGCAUAAAACUUGGUCGGCUCAACAACAUUACAUCGUUGACAUCACAAUAAAUAGAAACGAUCCCGAAGAACUGACACCACUUCGUACCUCAUACAAAGAACAUCGUGGUAUAUUUUAUCAUAUUUCAAAGAAAGAUAAUAAAACUGAAAAGGUAGCAAGUUAUCUUACAAAUAGACGUUUAUUUAUCGACGAAAUCCAAUUUGUUGAAAAUUUUAUUAAAAACGAUUAUUUAAAUCGCACAAGACAAAAUUUGGUGGAGAAAAAAAAAUGUUUUUACAUAAAAAUGCCGAAUCCGGUAUUUCAACAGAAUCGUGGAUUCGCGUAUCCAAGUAAUUCAACAAUCAGCAAAGUUAUAAAUCGAGAAUUACUUCAUCUAUCGGAAUCAGGAAUAAUACAACACAUAGAGUCAGUAAAUAGGCCGAUGGUUACGUACUGUCCCCUCAUGUUGGGUUCAACGGAACGUAAAUUAGAUAAUAAUGAUUUAGAAUUAACGUACCAAGUAAUAGCAACUGGAUUUUUGUUUUCGUUAAUUUCAUUUCUUGUUGAAGUAAGUCAACAUUACUUCAGGUGUCGCGUGUGUUUGUGUUGUGCUGACUCUUGUACCUGUUGCAAAACGCGGAUGAAGGAACCAGUGAGUCCGUCAAAGCGUCCGCAGUUACCGUUGCCCCCACCUACCACCAUAACAACGGUGCCAAGUAAGACAGAAUUUUCGUCAUUUACUAAGCCCCCAGUCAUUCCGAUUUAUGAUACCAUUGAUAACUUCAAAAAUUCUAAAAUUCAUUACGUCAAUGGACGUGAUUACUUCGUCGUACAUGAAACGACGGGGGAAAGGCGACUAGUUCCAGUACGCAGUCCGUCGGCGUUAUUGUUUCAGUAUAAUCACUAAUUUAUUACAUCGACGCUGGAAUGAUUUAAUUUAAAAAACGGCAGGGGUUCUAUUUAAUUGACUAAUUUAAAUCAGAGACCAUUAAUGAUUAAUUUUUUUUAUUUUAAUAUUUUACUACUGUGUAAUUGUUGAAUUAUGAAUUAGACCUGACGAGGGUUGUAUUGAUUUUUUUUAUAUUUGUUCAUUUCCCCGCCUAGUUUAAUUGCAACAAUUACCCACGCAUGGUGGUGCUAUUUACCGUUUAUAAAAAAUUUAUCACUGACUGACGAUGGUUUUUUUAGGUAAAUUAAAUAAUCAAGUGUCCGUGGGUUUUUGUUGGUGGGGAUAAAAAAAUUUAUGGCUAAACAUUGUCGACCUUUUUUACAUAAACUUAAUCUUUAUUUAAUUAUUCAAGGGAACUCUUGGAUCGCAGCGCGCGAAAAGUCCGCGGUUUAAAAUAAUUUUUUUUGCCGGCACAUGGUAUCAAAAAAAAUAAUCGGACUCCCUUUGGACAUUUUUUGUGUAGUGAAAUAAAUUUGAAUUAGUAUUUAAAUGCUACCUCGGAGUCUUUAAUCUGCUACAAAAAAUACUGUACAGAAAGUAUUGUAACUCGUGACAGUAUUAUUUAAAAUAAAUUUAAAAUAAUAAAUUUAUAGAAAUACAUGAGUGAGAUUCUGGCCUCGUCUACUGAGAAUGCAAAAAAAAUUUAUUAUUUUUUAACACUAGUCUGAAAAUUAAGUGUGAAAAAAUUAACCACAGGUUUUAUUUAACGUGUCCAUAAAACAAAAACCACUAAAAUUUUUUCAGUAUUUGUUUUAUUUAUUCAAAUAAUUAUAAGUAUAAAUAUCAUCUUAAAAAUUAAAUAAUAUAUUAAUUGAUUAGUUAAUAAUUAAUAUUUAUAAUUAAUGAUUGUUAAAAUGUAACUUAAUUUACUUAAUAUGUAUAAUUAUUUUUUUUUAUUUAUAUGAACAAAUUCGAUCUCGACUUUUUUGCGAUUAAAAUUAUUAUAACUCAUAAUAAUAAUAGUGAUAAUGAUAAUUAUGAUUAUUGAAUUGUAUAUAUUUACACUUUGAUAUUGCAUAAUAAACAUAAUUUUAAGUGUGAGCGUGUAAUCAAAAUAAAACAAUAAAUACAAAUGUAUCGAGUGAUUUUUUUUACGUAACACAAAUUCAUAAAUUAUUAUCAAAUAUAUUGACAGUGACAACAAGA
Molecule: messenger RNA, 3326 nt
Organism: Microplitis mediator
Lineage: Eukaryota; Metazoa; Arthropoda; Insecta; Hymenoptera; Braconidae
Gene: Ir76b
Product: glutamate receptor 4
Exons: 8
Coding region: 405-2138 (577 amino acids)
Cellular component (GO): membrane
Molecular function (GO): glutamate-gated receptor activity
Source: RefSeq, a predicted model, not a curated record